AUGUUUAAUUUGCAACAAGAACAAUCAUACAACGACAAAAUGGGAUCGGCUGAUGGCGACGAUCCCUGUGGAGCAAAAGAGUCAUCAACCUCAACAACAUUUACUCCUAUUUCCGUCAAAAUCAUAUGCAAUAACACUCCACAAAAAGCACUCAUUGAUACAGGAUCGGCCAUCACUAUUAUUCAUCAACAUCUAUUAAAUGAUAUACCACAUGAAAAAUUAAUACCAAAAACAAUAAAUCAUUUAUCUGGAAAUUGCUCAACAUUAAAUAUUAUUGGUGAAAUACCUUUAGAAAUAAACGUUAAUGGAAUAAAAACAACAACUAUUGCUGAUGUUACAACAAAUCUUGUUACAAAUUUAAUAUUAGAUAGCGAUUGGAUUCAAUCAAACAAUGUUUAUAUUCUUACACCUGAACAACAAAUUAUGAUCCGACGUCGAGGUAAAGAAGUAUCAAUUCCUUUUGUAAAACCACCUCUUUUAAAUUAUCUAGCUAGUCUUAUUAAUUAUAUUACUCUUCCUCCUUUUUCAGAAAAAAUAGUAGAAGCAAAAGUUCAACCCAACAAUAUAACUGAUGUAUUAUUUGAACCGAAUUCUCGAUUAAAAAAUAAAGCAUUAUUUACUGGCAAUGCAUUACUCAAUAUUGAAAAUAGAACAAUAGAAAUUAGUAUAAUUAAUGCGAUGAAUCGACAACAAACGCUUUCCGAAGGAAUCAAAUUAGGUAUAGUGACACAACUAUCUUCCACAAUUGGAGUCACCGUAUCAUCAAAUUAUUUAAUAGAACGCAUUCCAAAAGGAAAAGCGUGUAAAGUGCUCAUUCCUGAAGGGAAAGGAGCGAAAGCAUCGAAUACAUCAAAUUUUAAUCACAUGCCAACUACAACAUCACAUGACCAACAACAUCAAUGUCGUGAAUGUUAUCAACAUUUUAACACUGGCAAUGAACUAUUUAAACACCUUAGAAACAAAUGUUAUCCUGAAGAAAUAAGACAACAAAUAAAUAAAUCAAUUGAACAUAUUAAUGAUGAUAAACAACGAGAACAACUUUGA
Rotaria sp. Silwood1 is the source of this 1044-nucleotide messenger RNA. NCBI's taxonomy places the organism in Eukaryota, Metazoa, Rotifera, Eurotatoria, Philodinida, Philodinidae. The record is from the annotation of a GenBank genome assembly.